This is a messenger RNA of Molossus molossus (Pallas's mastiff bat), 1314 nucleotides long. RefSeq names its product lipase I (gene LIPI). Gene Ontology annotation, molecular function: lipase activity; carboxylic ester hydrolase activity. Gene Ontology annotation, biological process: lipid metabolic process. Lineage: Eukaryota; Metazoa; Chordata; Mammalia; Chiroptera; Molossidae. The record is from RefSeq and is a predicted model, not a curated record.
AUGAGAGUAUACAUAUUUCUCUGUUUGAUGUGCUGGGCAAGAUCUGAGAAUAAAAGACCAUGCCUUAAAUUCUCUGAACUAAGUAUAAAGGAUUCCUUCAGAGAUUUGUUUAAUCCCCAAACAGAGAUGUUUCUGAUAAUGUAUACAAGGAACAACCAACACUGUGCUGAGCCACUGUUGGAGCAGGAUAACUCACUUAACGUGAACUUUAACACAAGUAAGAAAACAGUCUGGCUUAUUCAUGGAUACAGACAUGGCUCCAUUCCAUCAUGGCUUCAGAACUUUCUAAGGAUUUUGUUGGAUCAAGAUGAUAUAAAUAUAGUUGUAGUAGAUUGGAACCGAGGUGCUACAACUUUUAUUUACAACACAGCAGUUAAAAACACCAGAAAAGUUGCUGUCAGUUUGAGUGAGUGCAUUCAGAGGCUGUUGGAACAUGGAGCAUCUCUUGAUAAUUUUCAUUUCAUAGAUGUGAGCUUAGGGGCUCAUAUUAGUGGAUUUGUUGGAAAGAUAUUUAAAGGUCAACUUGGAAGAAUAACAGGAGUUGACCCUGCUGGGCCAAGCUUCUCCGGAAAACCAUCAAAUGGCAGAUUACAUCACACCGAUGCAAAGUUUGUGGACGUCAUCCACUCUGAUACCAAUGGUUUGGGCAUUAAAGAACCCUUGGGACAUAGAGAUUAUUACCCAAAUGGAGGAAAAAAGCAACCUGGUUGUCCUAAAUCAAUAUUUGCAGAUAUACCAUUUAUUAAAUUCAGCCACCAGAGACCAGUUUUCCUGUUCAUGGCAGCUAUGGAAACCAACUGCAAUUUUAUUUUAUUUCCUUGUCAUUCAUACAAAGAUUACAAAACCGGUUCAUGUGUGGAGUGUGACAACUUUAAGAAAAAGUCUUGUCCCAGGCUAGGAUAUGACGUGUUUGGGGAGGUGUACCACAACUGCAAUAUGCCCUAUUAUUUUGUUCUCAGUAUAACUGUUUUGCAUAACACUAGGAAGGAUGGCUAUAUUACAUUUAAAUUAUUAAACCAGCUUGGAAAAGUUGAACAACCAAGGCUCUAUGAGAAGAAUAAAUUAUUUUAUAAACUUCAAGAAGUCAAGAUUCUUGCUCAAUUUUUAAGUGACGCUGUUAAUAUUUUGAGCAUUGUGUUGGCGUAUUAUCAGAGCUCGAAUCAGCACUGCUCCGCCAGGCACAGCGUCCAGCGUCUCAUGUUAAGAUCACUCACUUAUCCAGAAAGACCACCACUCUGCAGGUAUGAUUUUGUACUUAAAGAGAAUGAGGAAGUAUAUCUCAGUCCACAUACCUGCACACCAGGGGAAAUAUAA